Messenger RNA from Phyllostomus discolor (pale spear-nosed bat), 1374 nucleotides. Its product is annotated as olfactory receptor 8D1-like. Lineage: Eukaryota; Metazoa; Chordata; Mammalia; Chiroptera; Phyllostomidae. Gene Ontology annotation, cellular component: membrane. Gene Ontology annotation, biological process: sensory perception of smell; G protein-coupled receptor signaling pathway. Gene Ontology annotation, molecular function: G protein-coupled receptor activity; odorant binding; olfactory receptor activity. The record is from RefSeq and is a predicted model, not a curated record.
AUGCUUUUAACGUUGGAAGUUGUCUCUCACACUGGAAGAUCAGCACCAGAGUGUGGCAAGACCAGCUAUGCUCUAAUUGCUAGAGAAGGGUCAGGAGAAAACAUCCCUGACAAGGACGUGACAGAUUCAGAUGCGCCGAAGGAAGUCCUCACUGAUGUGGGUGCACAGGGGAAAUGGGCAGGCUGGAGGAUGGAUUCGAUUUCAGAAAAACAGGCAGCUACAAAUAUUGCAAUAAUGGAGGCAAGAAAUGGCAAGGAUCCAUCUUACAGAUAUUGUCAGAAUAAGAUUCCAGUUCAGUCUCAUUCUGAAAAUGGUGUUCUGAACAACUUGCCACAAGAAUCCCAAGGAAGCUUUCAGCCACUCUGCACGAUCACUGUCAUCACGUUCGGCUUGAAGAAAAUUUCCCUCAUUGAAGGUCAAGAAAGGAGUAGCGUUGGUGAAGUAAAAGCAAGCCAGUCAUCUGAGAGAACAAUAGUCACAGGAAAUCAUUCCACAGCAACCCUAUUCAUCUUAGUGGGUUUGACACAGCAGCCAGAGCUCCAGCUAUCUCUCUUCCUCCUGUUCCUGGGCAUCUCUGUGGUGACAGUAAUGGGGAACUUGGCCUUGGCCCUACUGAUUGCUGUCAGCCCUCCACUCCACCCCAUGUACUACUUCCUCAUCAGCUUGUCCUUCAUCAAUCUCUGCUACUCUUCAGCCAUUACCCCCAAAAUGCUGGUGAAUUUUCUAAGGAAGAAGAAUACAAUCCUUUAUUCUGAGUGUAUGACACAGCUCUUUUUCUUUAUGGUCUUUGUGGUGGCUGAAGGUCACCUCCUGACUGCAAUGACAUACAACCACUAAGCUGCCAUCUGCAACCUGCUGCUCUACAGUGUGAUCAUGUCCUCUUGGGUCUGCUGCCUGCUCAUGCUGGUUGUCUUUAUUCCUGGGCUUUCUCUCUGCCUUCCCCACCUCAUCAGCCAUUACUUCUGUGAUAUCCUUCCUCUCCUCAACCUUUCUGACUCCAGUACACACCUCAAUGAGCUUCUGCUUUUUGUCAUUAUGGGAUUUAACACCUUGGUGCCCAUCCUAGCUAUCUUCACUUCCUACACCUUCAUCUUCUACAGCAUCCUUAGCAUCCAGUCCUCAGGGGGCUGGUCCAAAGCUUUCAGAACUUGCAGCUCUCAUCUUGUGGCUGUGGGGGCCUUCUUUGGUUGUAUCACAUUCAUGUAUUUCAAGUCCCCUUCCAGUAACUCCCUAGAAUAGGAGAAGGUCUUCUCAGUGUUUUACACAACAGUGAUGCUGCUGAACCCUCUGAUAUACAAUCUGAGGAACAAGGAUGUGAAGGAAGCAGUGAGGAAGCUUUUGGUGAAGAAAUGUUUUGCUACUGGGAAUUUAUAG